Dermacentor silvarum is the source of this 1020-nucleotide messenger RNA. Its product is annotated as protein D1. The coding region runs from base 152 to 820 and encodes 222 amino acids. NCBI's taxonomy places the organism in Eukaryota, Metazoa, Arthropoda, Arachnida, Ixodida, Ixodidae. The record is from RefSeq and is a predicted model, not a curated record. The transcript has a single exon.
UAUAGCGACAUCGAUUGUAGCGCGUAAAGCACGUGUGUAUUUAUAUAUAUAUACGGGAGGACAGUUGUGCAGCCGGCUUAUACGCCCGGGUCUCGCGCGUAUAUACAAUUGGCGUCACCGCACGGCCGUUCAAUAUAUACUGAGGACGUGAAUGAUGAGCGUCAUCAUGCUUUCGUCAGUGGUUAUUCUCUUGACACUGUGGAGCGGCAUACAGGCGCAGCAGUUCAUCGGAGAGAACGUUUCGACCGUCAAAUCGCCAUUUUCCUCGCAAAAGCAGUUGCAGCCGGAGACGGACCCGUGGACAGCCGCUGGACUGGUGCAGGACCUUUCGCUGGGUGCUGCGCCAGUGGCCCUCCUAAAGGUCACUUACGGGAUAACUUCAGUGAAGAUUAACGGUACGCUGACGCCCGAGCAAACAGCCGAAAUUCCUGCUGUAGCUCUGGCCGGCGCCAUCAACUGCAUGCCAUCGUUCUCUUUGGUCAUGUUGGACCCGGACGCGCCGAGCCGUAAACAUCCUACGCUACGCAGCUGGUUGCAUUGGAUGGUCGUCAACGCCAACAGCACACGGAGGCUGGACAAAGGCGAGCUGGCGAUGCCGUAUAAUGGUCCAACUCCGCCCGAAGGAUCGGGACCUCAUCGAUACGUUUUCUUAGCUUUCUGUCAAGGCGGCAAGAGCGUGGACCUUAUGAAAUUCCAGAGGCGGCGUAGGAAGAAAUUUCAUUUGAAAAAGUUCCAACAGAAAAUAGGUAAUGCGGUGCCGUUCGGUGGCACAUUCUUUUACGCCGAGAACGUCGGAAGGAUAAAAAGUCCUCCAAAGUGACUUCUGCAACAGGAAUUAAAAUUUUAAACUUCACGGAGCGAAGGACAUUGCGAUCGAGGAACAGUUGUUUGGGAAGGCCUUAUACGUACUUAUGAUUGAUUUCAUGGUCAGGUGCUUGUGAACAUUUUUGAGAAGUUCAUAGCAAUGAUCGCAACGACUGUGACAUAACGAAUCGAAUGGUAAACAAUUGUCGUCGUUUG